Messenger RNA from Amoebophrya sp. A120, 12984 nucleotides. The record is from the annotation of a GenBank genome assembly. NCBI's taxonomy places the organism in Eukaryota, Dinophyceae, Syndiniales, Amoebophryaceae.
UUGCUGCUGCUAAAACAUGCAAGUUGGUGGCUGCGAGAAAAAUGUUUAGGGAAAGCUUCUUGUGGUCGACUGGGAUUAUACAACUAGUUUCUUCAAUCGUUGCUGUUGAUGUGGAUCGUCUGCGUUCUUGUUUGAACGGAACAAUAAGAAUAACCUUGAAAGUCGAAGUAGCCACCAGACAAAAUACUUACCGUUCCUGUUAGCCGUCGUGAUUUGCCAUCCAGUGCCUACAACAUCGACUCACCGCUACCGGAAUCCGACGACCCAGCACAGAUUUAGAGAGCACAUAUUCGGACUGUGCCAUUUGUUUCCGAUCACUGGGGCGAAUUGGAAUUGCGCAGCCGAUUUAUUCCCCUCAAGAUUGAUUCGGCACCGAGAUCAUGGAGAUUGAGGAGCUACCCGAGGGUUCAUUCCAGUUGAUCUGGAAGAGCCACCGCGAGAGAUGCAGCGACACCGCGAUCGAGAAAAAGAUUCCGCAGUGGCGGAAGUACUGCGAGGUACGUCUCUCCAAAACCCUCACUUCCGCAGUGCCGCUUAUCUCGAAGCUGGAUUUGAAUUCGCAGGAGCUCGGCGAUCAAGGCGCGGCGAGCUUGUUUCGAUGGUAUUCGUUUCUCCGAGUUCGAGUUCGACCUUGACCUUGUUUGAACUUGAUGAAGUCCAGCUUUCUAACUUGUCAUUGUUUUUCCUUUCGUAUUUCCAGAUGUUAUGAUCCGUAAAUCUAAGUACUUAAAUCACCGUGGAGGUGCCGGAACAACGUAGAAAACAUUAGUUACAAAUCGCUUGAUAUAUAGAUUUCAUUAUUCGACCCAAAUUCCUUCAGGCUGUUGGAGUCCAGUAUGCAGGUCGAAAUCUUGUCGCUUUGGCGGAACAAAAUUGGCGACUAUGGUGCAAUGGCUCUCGGAAACUUUAUCCGACAGAGCAAGAGUUUGGUCGAGAUUCACAUGACGCAAAAUUUCGUCGGUCUGGCAGGUUUCUGCUCGAUCCUGGAAUCCCUGACCAAGAAUCCGCAGCUGCCCAAGGUGUGGCGUUGCUCCGACGGUCUACGCUUCGAAAUAUCGCCCCUGUGGAUACGGCUUGGCGAUAAUCGAAUCCCCGACCCGUUGCAAGUUAUCAAAGACGAGGGAAAAAUUUUUCUGCAAGUCAUGGGUACAGAACUUAUCUGUAUUGAUUUCUAAACUACACAGGAUUUGAUUUGACUGGUUCACAGCUAAAAAGGGUUUUGUUUCAUCAAGCUCCGGUGGUGAUAAGUUGAAACACUAUUCACCAGCUAUUUACAAGCAGGAACAUAGAAAGUACGCUAAACAGUUACUCGCUCGCCGGAAGAAGCGAGCACCCGAUUGAUUUCUAAACUACGUUAACAUGAUUUUUUUUCAUUUAUGAGGAUGACUCAAUUGCUAUGCUUCGCUACGAUGCAUGAAUUGGAUUGAUGCUGCCACUGCCUCACUGUCUAGGACAUCAAUGUCGUUUACGACGUUAAUCAACUGCGUCUCCGGUCGGAGCGCAAGGAGGUUCAUCGAUCGCGUGACCCCGACGGUUGACAAACCACAUUGAUGGUUUUUGUUCAACCAGAAGUAGAGUUUUAUUGCCUGCUCCUGCAACAAGAAACGAUUGACCCCACUACAGGCGAAAGCGAUAACGUCGACCCGUACGAUUUUUUUCAAGUGUGCGAAACCAAGACGCGGGAGUCCUUGCAGAGGCGCAUUGCGAGCUGCCGCGAGAAGGCCCGCAAGCCCCUGGCCACUUUCCUGUACCUGCAAACGCAACGCCCAGUGGGACAUUUGGCAGCCGCCCCGCCUUGUGCGCGGUUGUUGGAGCGUGUCGGCAAAUUUCCGCAACCGGCAGACGCAAAAGUGGCAUGGGAAACGUAUCAAGGGGGUUCCACCUGCUCAUCUUCCACCGCCGUCACGGUGACUGCCGGGCGCGGUCUACAUCUUCAAGGUGGCAGCUCCUCUGCCGCCUUGGUCUCAUCUUCUUCUCGAUCCGGCACCGUCAUGGCCGCUAGUUGGGGUGACCAGCAGGGACUCACCUUGUCUGGCUGUGAAACGACCUCCGGGUCUAGUACCAUUGGGCCGUCGAGCGUUGCAAACAACAAAGCCUCGUUAUGAGAGUGCACAAGAACUCCCCCCCCUGCCCCUCGUUUGAAAAGCAUGAGCAGCAACGCAAGCAAGAGCGGCAAUUGUGCUUCCCCAUGACAAAGAAAGUUGCACACGGAUAGUUGUGAAAAUACUUUUUGAGGUACCACGACCCAGAGUUUGUCUAAAGGUCAAGUUAAAUGCAAAACGUGGAGGCGGUAAUAUUUUGCAUAUGAUAUUACAAAUGAGGAGGAGGGUGAGUUGUGUUGAAUUCUCAUACUUGUCUGCCAUGUCGGUUCGCGACCACGCAUGGGAGACCAAGGCAUCUUGGCGCCGCACCCCGGCUACCACAGAGCAGUCCUCCUCGUCGUCCUCGAGCAGUAGCGCUGGCGCCGGUGUUCUUGGUAGCGGAACGUCCUCUGCCGCAGCUCCUGGUACGACCACGGAGCGCUCCAGAAACGUCAACGCUGCGGAGUCUGAAGUUUCGGAGAAACCCGCGAUUGGUACUACUAUAGUAGUAUUUAUUUCAACUUACUCCUGAAGUAUUUUUUCAGUAUUUACAUGUAUUUUCUUUGCAAAAAAUGCAGAUCCACUCUCACUUCUGCGACUGAAGGCUGGGCUUGCACUGCAAAUAUUUCCACCGUUCAAAAACAGAAAAAGAAAAUAGAUGUAGAUCAGUAUGAUGACACACACAAAGACCAACCAGCUAAAAAUGUGAAGAACUCUGCAACUACACAGUUCGCCCGAAGAUUUUUCGGCGGACGCAACCGACGCACACUGCGCGCUUCUGCACGUUGUUGGCGACGCCUAGCAAGCAGUCUUCUGCGGCAGGAGGUCUAGCUCCGUCCUCGGGUGGGGGCGGUCUUGGGAGCGGGAACAACAAGGCAUCCUCCACCACGGAGGACCGAGAGUCCAAGCGAGCAGGAGGCAAUCAUGCUCAACAUCAGCCCGAUCAUCAACAUAACCAGCACGCUGGAGGAGCUACAGGAGGCGCAGCCGGUACUGCAACUACAACGUCUCGUCGCGUCCGAGUUGUUCGCGAGGUCGACGAAGAGGGGUUCGAAAGGGUGCAGCCCCGCGGUGGGUGGCGAAGCCUCAAAGCGCCCUCUGCGGCGGCGGCUUUCGUGCAGGAAAAGCUGAAGAUGAAAGCCGGAAAUCAAGAAGAUUCAAGUCGUGAAGCUUCCACCUCUGGUGCUGCGGCCGACGCGUUUCUGCUACUUAUGCGAUACAAAGAACUACACGCAAGCAGAAGCAACUGCUGUGCGCGGGGAGUCUUGAAUUGCUCCCGAGGACAAUGGGUUUUCGCUCACUUGUGACUUGGCCGUCGCGUCGGGUCUCUUGUAGGUUGGCGCCCCGUGAGACGUCGUGCGCGCCGGAUUGGCCACGCGAGGCAAUCUCGCCAACCUUCCGCAUGGGAGGGGCACACUAGGAGGCGGCCCGCCACCGAGCGCCGCGGUUUUCGGCGACGCCACUCGGUUGUGCCGUUGCGUUUGCAGUGUUCGCGAUCGCUUCCCGAAGGGGCAGGUGUGGCGUGUGUGGUCUCCGAAAAGGCAGUGGAGGGCGUCCUUGCGCCCACGUUUUGGCCCCAGAAAGUGUCUGGAUGGUCGGCAAAACGGCUCAAAAGUUGGGUUUUUUCUCCUCAAAAAAACCCAAAAGGUUGCUCCUCAAAAACGCCCAAAAGUUGGCUUUUUUGAAUUCAAUUGCGCGGGUAGGCCCAAAACAGCCAACCUGCGGCGCAGGUAGGCCCAAAACACCCUACCCGCGAAACUGAAUUCAAAAAUGGCGCAUUUUUGGACAUUUGUGUAGUUGAAAAAUGGCGCAUUUUUUGAUCUGAAAAGGACUCCACUCUGGACAUUUCGGAGCGUCUGUGUGGCCAUCCAGCCACCCUGGAUGCCCAUUCCGAGGCCCGGAAUGCAUCUGCGUGGCUUGUCCGAGUGGCUUAUCGCAGUGUGACUCGGCGAAGAAAAGCGCACGCGAUCGGCUUGGGGUGCUUGUUCUUUCUUACUUCCGUUUGAUGUUUGCUGAACCUCCAAAGCGGUUUGCUGGCCAAGCAAAGUCACGGAAGGAACCGUUGCCCGUUCCAUAGCGACAGCACAGCGGCAAAAGCACGCGCCUCACCCCGUGUGCAUUAACGCGAAGGAUUUGGGGCUAUUGACGUCCCAAACUAAUGCCUAUCGCUCAUCCACCGCCGCCCGGCCGAGUCAUUGGGCAGUGGGGUGGAUUCGCCAUUGUCAGGCUCGGCCGGGGUGGGGUGCGAAAAAAUCACUCCGCCUUCGUGCCACUUUUCAUCCAAUUGGACGGGUUGGCAAAGCAUAUGGCGUCUACUCGUCGUGCUAAUUUGCUUCCCCGCUCUGCUCAAUUUCCUCUCCCAAUUUGGCACCAAGAAUGCAACAAACGCCCGUGGCGCAUUUCGCAAAAUUUAAUUUUCUUCAAUCCACAUUGAAGAAAAUUAAAUUUUUUGGCAAUAGGCCUGUUUUGCGUUUUGUCACUCCAUAGCACCGUCUUCCACCUCUGGUGCUGCGGCAGACGCGGGGAAUCUCGCGGCGCAGGAGAAGGCCGCGCAAGCAGGUACGUAUAAUCAUGGGGUCGAAGACCACGAGGACAGCGGAAGCGCUCGUGCGGCCAGCACCUCAGACAUGUCCGACGAGCAGGCCAAGACGAAAAUUUGUCGAGGCGACUGCUUAGAAGUGGUCCCGAAAGAGAUAUUAAACGAAGGGCCGGUAGUUGUGCGAACAACUCCCGCGGACGGAGCAGCUAUUGAACACCAAACGCCGAAGAUCAACAUCCCGGAGUCUUCAGGCGAGACGAAACGGAAGCGCACCAGCAGCACGGGUGAAGACGACCUGUAUGUGUACAAUCUUUUGGCCGCCGGCACCGGCAGGCGGGCCACAGAGGACAGUGUGCCGGCGGCUGAUGUUGAGGAGGAGAUGACGACGAAAAUAUUAAAUGGCGUCGUUUCAACAUCAACAUCGUCCACCAGCCAUCUCGGCAAAAACAAUCCACAGUUUUCGGUAGCAGAACAACUAGAGCGGUCGGCAGAGAAAAAUGAUGGAACAAAAAGUACUGAACCACAGCACGACCAAUUGCAAUUCCAGCAGGAAGAAGCAACAUUUGGUGCAGAUUGUCCACCUCCCCGAUUGAGUUCCCCAAAGAACAACACGAGUUGUACUAGUACGCCACCUGCCGCCGAGGAAGGUGCAGGUAUUCCUGCUGCAGACAGCAACCAAUCUUCAGGCACAAGUACUGCGUUUGAGGCAAAGGCGUCCGUCGCUGCCAUGGUUGUUGAUGUUGAGAAGGACAGCAAAGAGGCUCCGUACAAUCCAGGAAGCACCACGUCCACGCGGGCACCCGAAGACGACCACAUUCUUCGCAUGACGCAGCUACAAGAAGACUUAAACGGAGUCGUUUCAACAUUCUCUUCAUCUGGCGUGCCAGGAGCUUCGGCGACGAGUAAUACCACCAACAACCCGGCAGCGAGCGCCGCGACGGCCGCAGCUUGUACAACAACUCUGCAACCGAACAUGAUCAAAACCACCUUUAUUCACACGAGCGACGGCAAGAUCGUGCCUAGUACGACCACGGCGACGAACAAUACUAGCUCUGGCACUGCAGGUGCAGGUGCAGCUCAUUCCGGAGGUGCGACGUGCAUCAGCAACCCGAUUACGCCGGCUAGUGCGACCUCCAAGACGACCCCCAGCGGAGCGGUAUCCGGCUCCACCUUUGCCACCUCUGUUUUCGGGAGCUGCAACACGAACACCAUGUCGAGUGGUGGGGGAGGAGGGGCGGGCGCCGACAUAUUGCAAAGCAUCGGUCUUGGCCUGCCCCCUUUGAAAAUGAUACCCAGCAACAACAGUCUCACCUCGACAUCCCAGGUGGUCGAGAACACAGACAGCACUUCCAUUGUGGCGAGCAGUUUAUUGUGUGGCAACACGACGAACAAAAACGCGUCGUCCCACGUCGUAGACGCGUCCACCUCUCAUGGAGGACGUACCGAACAGAGCCGCGAUAUUGAAGAUGCUGUUAGCGGCGACAAGGACAAGAAAGCCGCUUUCUCUGGUGACGAGCAAAUUGCCCAAGGUGCGGCCGCCGCCCCGAGCGCGUCGGGUUUGCUAGUACCAGGAGGAACACUACUAGCGGGGCCACCUCCACCGACCACGUCUGCUGCCAGUGGUCACAGCAUCAAUCUUGCUCAGAUGUUUGGUUGUUCCCCGGCAGCUCCUGGUGCCCUCGGCAGUACUAGCACCGGUGCGACGCCGGUCGCCGAUUCUUCGUCGAAUUCGAUGCAGCGUGCCGUUCCAGGGACGGCCCAGCCAAUGUUUCCCCCAGGAGACCAGCCGCAGCAGGUAGCGCCCCCAAACAUGCCCCCGCCAACUCUUCCCCCGGUGCAGACGACAACGGCGUUGUCUUCCACGAACACCUCCACUGCCAACACGCCACUGCAUACGAGUUCUGUAAUGAACCCCACGUCUGUGGUAUCGGUGCCGCUUAAUAUUAUUAACGGGGGCGUGACCACCAGUACACCGGCGACCGUGGCGCAACUUCCGACUGGAAACAGCAACCCGGGGUCUUUGGUCUUCAACGCUGCGGCGGUGGGCACAACUUCCUGCUUCACGCUGAAGGCUCAGCAUUUCGUUCCGUCGAACGGCGCUGCGGUGGGUGGGGUAGGAGCUGCAGCCACGACGGGCAACCUGGUAGCAGGAACUCCGGGAACCGCCAGCACGCCGGCUCACGUGGUCCAUGUUAAUACCGCGUCGACCCCUAAUGCAGUGCUGGGCAUGACGAGCGAAACCUUUUUGUCGCAACAAAUCGCAACCGCGCAACAGCAGCAGCAACAGCAGCAACGCAAUGCCGCGAACCUGACAUCAACAGCUGGCGCUGGUUGUACACCUGGUGGUGCUGGAGCCCCUUCUUCCGGAGCAGGUGUCGGGGUUGUUCCAAAUCAACAGCCACUCGCCUCAUGCGGUACCUCUUCUACCGACGCUGGGUCAGCAUCCGCCACGGCAGGUGGUGGAGUUCCUGUGGGGUCGUCGACCUCGACCACGACGUCCCAGAAUAUUAACACGCCUGCUCUCGUCGGAGCCGGUGUUGUAGUGCCGAACUACAACCAGUACAAUCCGUUUGUAAACAACAGCGCCAGCAACACGACAGCCGCUUCGCUCGUGACCUCCUCGAGCAACACAACCACCACGUCUACGGGCGCCGGCAGUUGUAGUGGUCAACCGUCUCAGCAGCUGCGAGUCGACUACAACCAGUACAUUUCGACGGGGGCAUAUGAGAAUGCACAGUUGGUCCCCCCGCCUCUCAUAUGAACAAAGGCAUGAACUACAACAGCAAUAGAAGAAGACGCACCAGGAAAUUAAGUAAGUACAUAGUACAGGCUGCGCAUGACAACGACAAGCUCCCGCGCAGACUGUAGCGCCGUCUGGCCUUCCGGAAUUUAUUGUCAUGCAAACAAUGCCAAAGCGCAGGUCAGACUCAGAUGCAGAAUCUGGAUUUGGUAUACCUAGGUGUAAUGAGGAAGAGCAGGGGAUAUUGUGCACUCUCAUAGUGCACCUUCCGCUGGCGGAGCACCUGCUGCAACCUACGGGCAGUUGAGCCAUUUCGGGGCCAACAACAUGCAACCGCUGCAGAUGCCCAAUUUGGUACAACAUCAACUGAGCAGCCAACAGAUGAUGCAGUUGAAUGGUAUGAAUUCUUACGGGAAUGUGGUCGGCGUCGGCAACAACCUGUUGUCCACGUACAAUAACAACGGUGGUGUCGAACAACAGCAGAAUCAGAUGAGCCUGAGCAUGACCAAUACGUCGGGCGGGGCCGGGGGAGGGCACCAGCCCCAGCAAGUGCACCAGCACCCGACCAAUCUUCAGAAUGAACUACCUCAGCAAAUAAACGUCGGAGGCUCGGGAGGUGGCGGGGGUUCCACCUUCAAUUUUAGUAGUGCCAGAAACGCGACCGAGUGGGUCCCUGGAGUACAUAGCGGAACGACCACUGGUGUUCCUGGCGUAGUAUCUUCCAGCACUGGAGGAGGACAACAAGUACAAGCGUUUGGCCAUCUGACUACGCAGCCGCAGCAGCACGACCAAAAUACUACUAUCCUGUACAGCAGUGGGGCGCAGCUGCAGCACCAGCCGCAGCACCAGUUGAUGAACAGUACUGGUCAGCUGCAACAAAACUCCUGUUAUUCACAGCAGCAGCACAACAACAUGAGCAUGGUGAACACGAGCUGCUCCAACCAAGUCCAGAUGGUGCCACAACUACAACCCUAUGUUGCUGCCGGGUCAGCACACAACUCCUCGCAACAGCAUCGCGAACAACUGCAUCAGCCGUAUGGAACAACAACGCAUGUCGGGCAGGCCUCGCACGUGAUCGUGGGCGGGACGAAUAUUCUGACAGCGUCGAUGAAUCAACAUCCCUCGUUUCUUAUCAACGGUGGUGGACAAGGACAACAUCAGAACGUUGCGCAGCAGCCUUACCGCGAGAAUGUGAGCGGAAAAAAUGGGAUGCUGUUGACGACUGCUGACAACUGUUACACAACGCAAAUGCCACUUAAUAACGCGAGUGGGUCUUGUUCUGGAGCGACGCCGAUGAACACGAAUCAGAAAUGGCAGAACAACCGAGGAACUACGGACCAGCGAUCGAACAAGCACCAGCAACGCUAUAAUUCGAGCAAUAACAGCAGGUAUGGCGGAAGCAGCUGCAAUAACACCAACACGAUGAACACGAGCGGCAACCGCGGUCACCAAAAUUCCUGCGCGAACAACUACGUCCAGGAUGAGAAUAUGCCACCAUCGGAUAAUUUUUUCCAGAAUAGCAGCUACAACAACUACAACAACCAGCAGCAGCAUCAGCCGCCGCCGCGCCCAUCCGAAACGAAUCGGCCACUGAUUCUGAACAAAAACAGUGGGAUGAAUGUGAUGAAGCACAGCACGAUGACCACGCCGAUGUCGUCUGCGAGCCCGAUAGCGGAACAGAGUCCGUCUGAUAGCGCCGGGGAGCAGCAUCAAGCGCCCCCCCGGGAACAAGAUGGUACUAGCGUCCUCCUUCCGCAAAACAAGCACGUUGUACACAUGUCCAGUAGUGGCACUAAGGAGAAAAUUCAGCGCAAGAGGAAGAAGGCGCGGGCGCUGCCACCGCAAAAUGUGGUAUCAAAGGGAAGCAGUGGUGCAUCCAGUAAGAUCCUCGGAACCACAGAUGAACUUGCAAUCAUCUCCUGUGGAGUGGUGCUACUGUGCUUUCUUUGCUAUGUGUGUCUCUGUGUGGUCUGUCUCGUCGCGUGAAAUGCGAGAAAGAAUUUGUUUAGGCGUGAGUGCCCGUCCCCGUGGCAGCGCCUGACCAAUCACAAUCCACAGGAGGGACAUAUUGAUGCGGUGAUUCUGAAUGUGAAGUAUUGCCCUCUGUGUAGUAGUUUUCGAUAUGUGCACCACCACGAUUUGUAUACAGAAAUAGAAACUCAGUUUCUUCAUCAAACAGUGAUUUCCUUUUCGGCUCCGUACGGUUAUUGACUGUAGAUGUCACCCUUUGCUCCUCGCAUAUGUGAAUGCUAUCGUCUCGCAAUCCCCCGGUUCCUCGAAAGGCAAGCACAAGCUCGCGGAAGAUGACGCUCCACUAGGCACAUCCCUCGAUGUACAGAAAGUUGUUUUGCCUGUUUUUUUGAUGUUUUGCUGCGGAAUUCAAGUCGACUGCUUGAGGUCAAGUUUUAUGCGAUGACUGGAAAGAUUAAGAUGCAUAAGAUUAAGAACUCGCAAUGUAACCUGCAAUGCCUGAUGAAGGUAAGUGUAAGUGAUGAAGCUGACUUAGUCUUGCUUGUGUAUACAACUCGUUUAUUUGUCGUAGGGUGUUAACACUAAGUAACUGGGCUCCUCAUUGACAACUUCGCGCAAAUUGAUUCCUUCCCAUGCAUUACAGACUGACAUUCCGGCACCAGAUGCAGAUGUGAAAGAUCUGCUCAUUAACUCUGCGGGGUGGAAUGGUGACAAGAACGCGGCCGACCUGGCCUGGCAGAAGAGCGGAGGCGAUUUCGGCGACGCUGUCAAGCUGCUCACAAACUGGAAGCAAAAAGGUACUCACUGGAAUCUCGAAAAAACUAGAGAGAAACGUAAAGGCAGUGGAGGUUUCCGAUGGGAUACAUGAAAGAUACAAAAAUCUGCAUGCGGCUCUGGGUUGAAGAUAAAUCACUUCCUUUUAUUGCGAUUAUUCUUCCCUCCGGAGAACGCAGCCCGAGAAAACGUGUACAUAGGUAAAAAAUGAGCGUCAACAGAUUGAUUUCCGUAGAAAUAGAACAUAAAAAUGAUGAAAUAAUCCAGGUGGAGCACCAUCCAAGAGUGCAUCGGCACAUGGAGGCAAGGAUCGUAAGGUGAAAGCAUAGCCAAGCGCGGUGGGACCGUCGCAGGUACUUCGUAUUUGGAUGAAAGUCCUCGUGUCUUUUUUUUACAAAACGGUCGGGCUUGAUAAAAUUUUUCUGUACUUUCCAGGCAAAAAGAUUUGUAGCAAGUCCAAAUUUUUGUCCAUUUUUACAUCACAGUCGUUCAGAAUCAAUAGUUUUAUUGACUAUAGACAGAUAAGAACUUGACUCAAAGGCUGUAGGGAAAAGUUGCGGAACCCUUAAACAGGCUCUAAAGUUGCGAGUCAACCUGCAGCAAACCUGGAGCAAACCCCUAGAGCUUUCAAAAAUGGCGCUCCUUUCUGAUCGCGAAUACGCACAAUAUUCGACCCAAAAGAUGGAGGUCGACCCGUAGGGAGCAAGCAAAAACCAUGAAAAGCGCGAUACUUUGGACGCGUUGAACCUGCAUGCUGUUACGACAAAACCUGGAGCUUUUCUGGGGCUCGAGCUCUAGAGCUUUCCACAUAUGCGCGCUUUUAUUUUUCGAAAGUGCCUGCUGCUCUGAAAAUAUCUACGACAAAUUCUCGGCGGUGUGGCCCCAAGGCACGUGGCGCGAAGGGCCUCGCUCCGCCGCGCCUGUGGCGUAUGCGUAUGGGCAGGGGCUUCAGGAUAGGCCGGCGGCAUUCUGCCUGGAUCGCCAAGGGGCGGCAAACUGAAACGCGCGCGGCCUCGAGACAUGGCCCGCCCUAACUUCUUCCCACACGGGCGGAAAAUACAGGAGAGCUUGACACCUUCGGCCCCGUUGAAUUUAUUCCCGGCAAAGUUGUGCGCGCCUCCGCUUUGGCCGAAUUCGCGCUGUGGCUGGCUGUUCGAGGCGUAUUGUCUGAAAAUCUGCGAACCCGCGCAAACGAAAAGGGGGGCGGGGCUCCCGUCGAGGGGGCUUUGGGGGGCCCCCUUUCGGGGAGAUGCCACUCGGGAGUAGCAUUGUGAAAAGGCCCAACAGGGGGGGGGCUUCGUUUGGGGGACCCCUAGGGGGCACCCCACAAGCAUUUCGGUUUGCAGCCCAGGAGGGAACUCUGCUGGCCUCCGGGCAAAACAGUUAGCGCGAAGAAACGCCCCCGGAGACCCAGGGCCGGCAGGGUGCUGCGGCCGCGGCAUCAAUGUGUGUCAUCGGCAAUACCGCGCGCGGCGUUUGAUUAUUCAAAGGCCACGCGUGGGCGCCUGUUUCGUCUGUUGAGGCGCGGGCCUAUUGUUGGCUCCAGGCAGCCCGCAGCACCUCUGGCCUUGGGCUGGCCACGUAUUCAUUGCUGCCAUUGAACCGGCAGCACUUGAAGUCCAAAUUUUUGUCCAUUUUUACAUCACAGUCGUUCAGAAUACUUACACUUGAUAUGGCACCACGACCGUUAGCAGAAAUUCCGUUGCCAAGCAUGCUCUAGUGCACCAGUAAUGAUACAACCACAACAAGACCGCGUGAGUCUGCUGAAUGAACAAGUUUCAGUCAUGCUCCCUGCCGGUCGAUACUUUUCGAAAAAGCACUAAUGUUCUACUCCAUCCAAGUUUGUUUUUGUGCAAACACCACCAUCCAUCCCCUCAGCGCGAGGCCUAGCACCAGCUCCCUUGAUGAAGACGGGAAGCUACCUAAUAACGAUAGUAGUGAUCGACGAUGAAAUGUUUGAUUUUUUUAAAAGACCUGCCGGCCAAGUAGUGCGCCUGCGAUACAGAAAUACUCCUUCUUUUGUGGCGCUGGGUAUCAGUAUCACCGAAAAAGGUGUUUCAAUUUAAACAAAAUUUGCGACGUUAUGACGCAUGCAGGACGACAGAAGAUACGCAUACCUACACUUGCAUUGCGUAGCAUGGAGACGAGGAGAUAUUCUUUAUCCCGCAAGAACGCAACAAGCAAAAAGCCACGUAAGCGCAAGCACUUUUUCUUUAUUUGUCUUUCUCCGACAGCUCUCAGCUUUACUCUGUUGGAGAAAAUGAGAUAAAGCAAAUAUUUUUUUCGUAGCAUCCAGUGUUUGUACUUCAAAUAUACCUCCUGGUGCUGCGAUCGCUAUCAGGUACCAGGCGACUUUCAUCUUCCCUAUACGUAUACAUAGAUAUAAAAGUAAAUCUAAAAAGUCUUUAUUCGGUAUUGGUUUCUUGCCGAUCAUUUCAACAUCGUGAGUCAAAAGGAUUCAUCAUCUUCACCAUCUGCGUAUUUCCGCUGUAGUUUGUUGAAAAAGUGAAAAACGAAAAAUGUGUCAUCCCACCCAUCUUUGAUGUCAUGCCUUGUUUCACCUCUACUUUUGAACUCAUUUUUUAUGAGAAAAAAUAUCAACGUAUUGAAAAAGAAUUUUGUCAAUUAUGAUUUUCAUGAAUCACCCCUUGGCUUUGUCCUCAUCGAUGCUCGUACAAAAAUGGAUAUCGACCUUUCUUGUGUACCUUUUGUAUUUCAGUAAAUUUAGCUGGAAUAAACGAUUCAUAUUCAGGCUGACUCCAACAAAAGAGACGGCGCAAUCGAAGAAGAUGAUCAGAUCUGUCACGAAGGCAGGAGCGAAGGUGUUGUUGUGUGUUUAAUUUCUGACAGCAGAUCGUGGCAUCCACGGGACAUUGUGA